Cryptococcus amylolentus CBS 6039 is the source of this 4971-nucleotide messenger RNA. RefSeq lists its product as hypothetical. Gene Ontology annotation, molecular function: ATP binding; ABC-type peptide transporter activity; ATP hydrolysis activity. The record is from RefSeq and is a predicted model, not a curated record. Bases 1 to 4971 code for a protein of 1656 amino acids. Lineage: Eukaryota; Fungi; Basidiomycota; Tremellomycetes; Tremellales; Cryptococcaceae. Gene Ontology annotation, biological process: transmembrane transport. Gene Ontology annotation, cellular component: fungal-type vacuole membrane; fungal-type vacuole. The transcript has 31 exons.
AUGUCCCACGCCCUCCUCACUCUCGCCGCCACCGCUGCCAUCCCCCUCACCACCCUCGCCUCCCUCACCAUCUACCUCGCCACAAACCCCGCCUCGCCCAUCACCGCCCUCUUCGCCCCCCAGCCCAUCGCCCUUCCCGUCCACAACGGCGAAGCCCUCGACGGCCUCCUCGACCAAAAGGACCCCUUUGACAUCCACGACCCCAUAGUAUGUGAAGACGGCACCCCAGUCGAGCCAGAGCGCUUCUGGGCAGCCAUGAGGAGGCGCAAGCUCGCCGUGCUCGUGCUCUACCUUCUCCCCCUCGCCUGCAACAUUUGCCUCCUCGCAUUCAGCAUCGUCUCCGACGCACAUAACGACGAGAGUCGACAAAGAAGUAUCGCCCUUUCCGUGCUGCUUCUUGCGUCCCAGGUCAUUACUCUGCUCCUCAGUUAUUGGCAUCUGGCGCAGCGUGAUGUGGCUUCUCACUGGGCGACGACCAUACAUCUGGCUGUCGACAUCUCCACCCAAUUCUUGGUCCUCGCAUUCCUCAGUCUUUUGCCCUCGUCUCCCCUCCCUUCGGACCCGGUAGUGCCCACGGCAUUCAACGCUCUCGCCUUUAGUAUUACCGAAUCGCCUGUCGGGCUGCUCAAGGCUCUUCUGCCCAUUCUCUACUUGCCUUCGCUGGUAGCCAUCCUUUCCGUCCGACGAGGCCCCCCUCUCUAUUUGCCGCUCGACGCCAUCUACCCAUCCAAGAUCAUCGCCGCAGUGCCGGAAGACGCCUCAGCAUUGGACCCCAGGCAAGCCAACGUCAGUCCAGAAGUGCAGGCGAAUGUUCCCGAGUGGCUGCUGUUCGGCUAUGCCACUGGUGUCAUCCGCAAAGGAUACGUCGCCGAGAGCAUGGACGUCUGGGAUCUUCCUAUACUGCCCGCCACUUUGCGCAAGUCCAUUCCUUGUGCCCUUGUUCAAUUCCAGCGAAUAAAAAAAGCAUACGGCAACCGCAAAGAACGUCUCGGUAGGAUGGAAGGGUUCAACUUGCUCCUGGUUCUCGCCAAAGUCAAUAUAGGUCUUCUCGUCGCUCAAACCGUCUUGGCCACGGCAACCGCGUUUGGCUAUUACCUCCCCCACUACCUUCUCAAGCUCUUCAUUAAUUUCUUGGAGAACGAUCCAACCCGCUCUGAACCGGCCUGGGGGUGGCUCCUCUGUUUCGGCCUCUUCACCUCCAACGCCCUGAUUUUUAUCGCUUCUGGUGUGACCUGGUCCAUCUGUACCACCUAUCUCCAGGGCAAAAUCAGGCUGCAGCUCAAUACUAUGCUCUUCAAGAAAACCUUGUUGAAAAAGGAUAUCGCCGGAAAGGGCAGUGACAAGGACCAAGUGGGAGGUGUCGCGGAUGAGGCUGCCAAAGACAAGCAAAGGAGCGCUCAAGGCGAAAAAGAAGACGGUGACGAAGAUGAAGAAGGGGUUAGCUCAAAGACACAGAUCAUGUCAUUAUUCACGAUCGACGUGGACAGGGUCACCGAAUUUGUGUUUCAUUUGUUUGCCGUCAUCGAUGCUCCUCUGGAGAUAAUUGUGGCGAGUAUCUUUGUUUUCAAAUUGCUUGGCAUUUCCGCCAUGUACGGUCUUUUGACUGCUGUUUUAUCCCUGCCCCUCAACCACUUUGCGUCCAAAAUUGUCGUGCGGGCGCAAGAAAAUUUGAUGAAGAACCGGGACCAGCGGACAGCUCUCAUGAAUGAGAUCCUACAAGGCAUACGCAUGCUCAAGUUUAUGGCUUGGGAACGAUCUUUCGAAACUCGUGUACAGUCUAUUCGAACCAACGAGCUUUCUUGGCAAGCCAGAAAUUAUCAAAUCGAAGUCGCAUUCAAUUGCAUCUGGGCAUUGACUCCUGUCAUGGUGACUGUGGUGUCUUUCUUGCAUUACACUCUUGUGCGGGGCCAAACUCUUACACCUUCGGUUGCAUUCACCUCGGUUGCAGUAUUUGCUGAACUCCGAUACGCCCUCAACGCCAUCCCUGAAACGUUCAUUCAGGCCCUUCAAGGUUUCGUUUCCUGUCGCCGAAUUGAGAGAUAUCUGUCCCUAGCCGAAGUUCCCACUCCUCAGGACAAUGACGGCCAGGGCGACAUCAUUCUGUCCUCGGCCACCUUCACUUGGCCUCAGGAUGAUUCCGCUGCAUCAGCCAAGCCCGAUACUCAAGUGUUUCACUCGGCAGCCCCCACGCCCAAGGAUGCUUUCACUCUGGCGAAUCUCAACCUGCAGUUUCCCAAUGGCAAAUUGACAUUGAUCUGCGGUAAACUUGGCUCCGGUAAAACUCUUCUUUUGUCUGGAUUGUUGGGCGAGGCAGAUCUCGUCACUGGCAACAUGGUCUGCCCUCGCUCUCCGCCUGACGCUAUGCAAGAUGCGGCAGGGUGGACCGGCGCUGAUAAUUGGAUUGUCCCCAAACUGGUCGGAUACGUACCUCAACAGGCUUGGUUGCAAAACCAGAGUAUCAAGGAGAAUAUCAUCUUUUCCUCCCCUUGGGAUGCUGAGCGAUAUCAGCAAGUCCUCGAGGCUUGCUCAUUGACAACGGAUCUGGAAAUCUUGGAAGACGGCGAUGAAACGGAGAUUGGAGAAAAGGGCCUCAACUUGAGUGGCGGCCAGAAAGCCAGAGUGUCUCUUGCCAGAGCGAUCUACAGCCGUGCUGGCGUCCUUCUUCUCGAUGAUGUUCUGAGUGCUGUUGAUGCCCACACUGCCCACACUAUAAUGCACAACUGCCUUCAAGGGCCUCUUGUCGAAGGUCGUACCAUUGUUGUUGUCUCACACCACGUCGCCCUCGUCUCCCCUGGUGCUGCCUAUAUUGUUGCCCUUGAGAAUGGCGAUGUCAAAUUCUCAGGGUCCAGGGACGAAUUCGUCGCCACUGGUCUUUUGGAGGAACUGGAAGAGGAAGAUGCCCAAGCCAAAUCCACUGAAGCGGAGCAGCAAGAGCGAUCCACCGUUGAAGAGGCUGCCCUGAAACCCGCUCACAAAAGCGUUGUCAGUCUUUCCGGCACGGGCUACCCUUCAGAACCCACUUCCGAGACCAGUUCUCUCGCUCCCGAGGAUGAAGCGACUUUGGUCGGUUCGGCUCAAGAGACUAAAUCCAAGCCCCCUCGAAAACUUAUCGAAGAUGAGAAACGGGCGCGAGGACGGAUCGCGGCGGAUGUGUGGAAGACGUAUUUCCAGGCUCUGGGUGGACCUUGGUGGUGGGCUUUCUUCUUGCUUUCUCUAGCCAUGGCUAUGGUUGUCCCAGUCUGUGAGAAGGGCUGGUUAGAGUACUGGACCGGAUCUGAUCCUUCCAAUGGUGGCCACACCAGUCGGUACUAUGUCAUGGGCUAUUCCAUUAUCACCAUCGUCGGUGUAUUUGCCGCCAACAUUCAGUACGCCAUCAUCUACUAUGGCUCUUUACAGGCAAGCAGAAAGUUACAUAACUCCAUGCUUGAAUCUGUACUCUUCUCCACUCUCCGCUUCCACGACACAACCAGCCGCGGUCGACUUCUGAACCGAUUCGGCAAAGAUAUCGAAGGCCUCGACAGCUCAACGGCGGACAACUUUGUUCGAAGUGUUGCGUAUGGUCUGAACGUUGUCAUCACCUUCAUUUCCAUCACAUGGGUCGGGGGUAUACCUUUUGUACUGGCCGGAUGCGUGGUUCUGAUCGUCUACUAUCAAGCCGGUUCAAUCUAUGGGCAAACAUCUCGUGAUAUGCGUAGGCUCGAUUCGGUCACUCGCUCUCCGCUCUAUUCUCUCUUUGGUGAAACUGUCUCUGGAGUUGCCGUGCUUAGAGCAUUUGGCGGUAGCACCCUCGCUUUGCACAACAUGAUGAAGCUUGCGGACACGAAUUUGCUUGCCUUUGCUUGGUCUUGGACCGUGAACCGAUGGCUUUCAGCACGUUUCAAUUUGCUUAGUGCCGUGAUGGUUGGAUUGACUGCGGUUGCCAUCUUGAUAGCUCCCAGUGUCAAUGCGGCCAUGGCCGGUUUCGCGCUAUCUUUCGCGGGCACCAUCUGCCAUGACUUGCUCUUUGUGGUCAGACGUUUUGUUCAGUUGGAGCAGAGUAUGGUUGCAAUCGAGCGGCUGAAGGAGUUCACGGAGUUGAAGCGCGAAGCUGCCGAAUAUGUGGAGCCUAGGCCUGCCGCUUCUUGGCCCGAAAAUGGUGCCAUUCAGGUCGAGGACCUUGUGAUCAGAUAUGCACCUGACUUGCCUAGUGUCCUCCAUCGCAUCUCGUUCGAGAUUGCGCCCAGGGAGAAGGUCGGCAUUGUCGGUCCUACGGGCUGUGGCAAAUCCACUCUUGCUUUGAGCUUCUUCCGCUUCGUCGAGGCUUCCGAAGGUCGAAUCGUCAUAGAUCAGGCGGAUAUAUCCAAGAUUGGCUUGACGGACUUGCGCAGUCGCUUGACUAUCAUUCCUCAAGACCCGACAAUUCUCUCUGGAACCUUGCGCUCAACUCUCGAUGUCUUUGAAGAAUACGACGAUGUCGAAAUCUAUUCUGCUCUGAGGCGUGUUCAUCUUAUUAAAGAAGAAGAUACUACCGGAGAGGCUGAAGUCGGAGAUGUCGAUGAAGCGAGAAACAAGAACGUCUUCCGGGACCUAAACAAUCCCGUUUCGGAAGGUGGAGACAACUUCUCUAGUGGUGAAAAGCAGCUCAUCUGCAUGGCGCGAGCUAUCCUCAAGCGCAACAAGGUGAUUCUGAUGGAUGAAGCCACGGCUUCCAUUGAUUAUGAAACUGAUGCGCUGAUAUCCAAAACAAUCCGUGAAGAAUUUUCGGAUUCCACCAUCCUUACGAUCGCUCAUCGCAUCCAUACGAUUAUCGACUUCGAUAAAGUCAUUGUCAUGGACCGAGGCAACAUCGCCGAGUUUGCCAGCCCAGCUGAGUUGUUACGCGAUCACAAAUCCAAAUUCUACGCUCUAUGUAGAGCUACAGGUCGUACAGAAUUCAAGAAUUUGACGGCUUUGGCCGCAGACGCAGAGAGGAAGCGAAAGGUUGCUGCGUAG